Messenger RNA from Oryzias latipes (Japanese medaka), 4464 nucleotides. Its product is annotated as nectin-4. Gene Ontology annotation, biological process: homophilic cell-cell adhesion; heterophilic cell-cell adhesion. The record is from RefSeq and is a predicted model, not a curated record. NCBI's taxonomy places the organism in Eukaryota, Metazoa, Chordata, Actinopteri, Beloniformes, Adrianichthyidae. Gene Ontology annotation, cellular component: adherens junction.
UAGUCUCGCAGUUUUUUUCUGAUAAAGCAAAUGAUUAGAGGCCUUAGGACCAAAACGAUCUCAACCUUUUCUCAAACUUUAUAAGAGUAAGAAGGCUGGCUCGCUGGCUUGGAGCCGGGCGUGGAAAGCGAGCCGCCUAGGGGGCCACUUUUGGUGUACGCGCUAUAAAAGUUCUAAAUUGGUGGUACAUGCAUGAAAAGGCCGUUAGACAUAUAUGGAACAGUCGAUUGUUUAUCGCAAAAAUCACACACAAUUGCGUAAGAUUAACAUAAAAAUUGCGUAUAAAAUACAUUAAAUAGUUUUAAACUGCGUAAUUCUUAAUCAACCAAAAAUUUUGAACUGCUCAUAACUGAAUCCACAUCAGCUGAAGCCCUCAACAGACAUUGCGCAUAUCGACAAAUGACAAUGUGAAUAUCGACAAUGGCCCUUGUAAAUUAUCACGCAUGUAUCACGAAAGACCGAGAUUUCAUGCAUGGAAAAUGCGCGAAAUGUAUGAAGUUUAAGGUUUAACCCCCAAAUUCAUCCCUAGUGUUUAAGUAGGGACACUCUGGAUCCAAAUGUUAUUUCUGAUGGAACCUCAUCUUGGAAUGUCAUUUAGAGAUGCACAAAGAAUUUAAUUUAUUCAACAGAAUCUUUCCCUUUUUGUCUUUUUCUUUUACUAUGGAAUACAAGUCAUGCCUCACACAUGACUCCGCCCCCUCCUUUUGAAGUGAAAGAAGGAGCCUCCCUUUUCCUUUAUGUGUGUCAAUUCUGUGUGGUUCGGGAAUGCGGCACCGAGCACAGAGCAGUGCACUCUGCUCCACCAUGAACAGACUACGGCAGUGGCACAGGGGGGAAACAUGAGGAAACUCCUCCAAGACUCCUCUCAGAAACAUGAAGAACCUGCUCUUUUUUCUGGCUGUUGCGCUGCUCUGGAGAAGACACGAGGCAGUGGUCCAGAGUGGAGGCGUUCUUCUUGGAUCCUCCGCCAUCUUACCCUGCCACAUAAACACAAAUGAUCGUCUUUCCCAGAUCACAUGGCAGAGAACAAUUAAAGGAAAAGCACCAGAUGAUGUUUUCUUGACAAUUCAGCCCAUGAUUGGACCUUCGCAUAGUAAUGGAAAGGAUUUCAGAUUUGAAUUUAUUGGGAAUUUCAAUAACAAAAAUGGAACCCUGAAGUUUUCUGAUGUAACCCUAAAUGAUGAAGGAAGCUACACAUGCAUCUUCAGCUUGUUCCCCAGUGGAAAACAAAGCAGAAAUUCACAACUUGUAAUACUUGUGCCCCCAAUCACAAAUCUGAUGGAUUAUACACCCUUAGAGGGAAAUGAGGAGGUUCCACUUGCAACCUGCACAGCUGCUGCUUCUAAGCCGAAGGCAGACGUGAGAUGGAUCAAAGGUUCUUUGGAAGGAAAAGUUCGAGAAGAACUCAAGGAAACUCAGCACGCCAAUGGUACAACCACCACAUGGAGUACUCUGCUUGGAAAACCUGGGAGAGAGAUGAAUGGUCAGUUGGUGAAGUGUGUCAUCUCAAGUGAGGCAACGAAAGAAGACAUCUUGGAAACCAACAUCCUGGUCCACUACUCUCCUGGAGAAGUGAAGGUAACAGAAAGAUCCGCAGACUCAUUCGAGUGUGAAACUGAAGCCAACCCAAAUGCAACCUUUACCUGGACCAGGGCUGGCCAGUCUCUGCCUGAGUCCAUCAAAGUUGAAGGGGGAGUGCUGCAGUUUGCGAGCAAGACCAGUGACCUUUCCGGGCUUUAUCAGUGUGAAGCAGGAAAUAUGUUUGGAAAUACAACGUCCUACGUCUUUGUGCGUUUCUCUUCAGAAUCUUCUGUUUUUUGUUGGGUUCUUUUUGGCCUUUUUGUCCUAUCGGGCGCGGUUGGGCUUUUGUACUUGUGCUGGUCUGGUAAAUUUUCAGACUGCAGUAAACGUUUACCUUGGUGGAAAGAAGGUCCUUCAGGGCCAGGAGAAACAAAUCCCUUACACUGAAAAAAAAAAUGGGAUCCGUUACACUGCUGAUGGGGGACACUCCUGACUGAAAAGAUCCAGCUUCAAGUUGUGCAGAUUGUUUUCCGUUAGAAAAACACUCCAGUUACUGACAGAGGAAGCCACAUUUUUUUACAUGUUAUUUUGUAUUCCACCUCUGUAAUUUAAUUUAUUUUUAGCUCCAAGAGUUAAGCCCUGAAGCUUUUUUUUUCAGGAGUUCAAAUGGAGGUAAGCCUUGUGCAUUUUCACAUGUUUCUGCCUUUUUGUUUUACAUUUCAAAUGUGUGUUUGAAAAAAGCAUGGUUCUGCUGUUUAACAAAUUCAUUUCUUAACUUUCAGUACCCCAUGUUAUGCUUAUGAGCAUGUUAUCCUAAAUUGAAGGAGAGAAUCUCCCCGAAUCGCAAACGAAAAAGCAGAAAAGAAAAUAACAAAACACGAGUUUAUGCAUCUAAAGCUUCAGUUUGUAACAUUUUUGUUUUUUAUAAAGAAAUAUAUUAAUUAAGGAAAUACAGAAAGCUUUACAGAUUAUAUUUUUUUAUGAAAGACAACCAUUUACGAACAGAAUAUUGAACCUCACAGUCGGGAAGCACCAACCAGCUGAUGAUAAAUCAGUUUCAAACCAUUAAGCUAAAAUGGACCAAAGGCGUGUUCAACCAGAAAGUCAUUAACCUUUAAGCCCAAAGGGACUUCUGCUUUACAGAAGCGAUAUUAACGGUUUCUAUCAGGAUGCUUGGAUGUGUGUGUGAGUCAUGCAGGUGUGUGUUUAUCUAUUGAGGUGUUAUCAGAAACUCUGAAAAGUACCUUUUGCAAAGAGAGAAGAAUGAAACCUGGAACGGUGGGGAUUGGAACACUCCCACUCUGAUAAGACUCAGAAAGAUUAGCUAUAAGCUGUUAAAGGAUCUUGGAGUUGAGUGGUGCAGCAGUUGCAGUCAGUUUGUUUGCAGAAUUUUGCUGUUGAAGUGUUAUAAUUAUGCAAAUGUGUGGGUUUUUUUUUAUUCUGACACAUGCAGCCUAAAGCCACGUCUACAGUAGUGAAGAGUGCAGUGUAGCAGCAUUGUAACUCAUCCGUAGAGGCUUUUAAUUUAGUAGGGCUUUACCCAAUAAUCAUGCUGUGGGAUGACAGAUGUCUGCCUUUUGAUCCAUUAAUGUAUGUCUGCCUCUGACAAAAUGAGCCAACACAAAGGAUAAUUAGAAGGCCGUAAAGUAAAAUAAAUGUAGUUCCAGCCAGCUCAACGCAGGACCUGCUGCAGUUAAAAUGAGGUAACGUCUACAUGAAAACACCAGGAAAAUCCAUUUGUUUUACAAUAAAACAUGUUGCUUCAGAUUGACUCAUGAGCUCUUGAAAGUUAUUUAACUGACUGAUCUGUCCUUUCUGCCCUUUUACUUCAGGUUUUUUACAAGCAUGCAAAUGUUGUUUAGCAAAUGCAAAUGUUGAUAGACGAGCGAAUCUUCACUAACCUGACUCAGAAAAGCAGGAGACUUUAAAUGCAGGCCUGGUAGAAGUGACCUUAUGGAGAACAUAAAAUGAGAUUUGAAAAUAAGUAGUUGUGGAAGAGAUGCGUACAUCUGGAGGACAGACUGAACUGUACACAGAUACAACACAUGUAUACACAAAUCUACACUACUGCUAAUCCGCUUACAUUUCCAUUGGCAUUAGAGUUCCCACGUUGCCUGGAGGUCCUGUGUCAACAUCAGAUACUGACUCUGUUUUUUCUUUGUCUGACUGACAACAGUGUUUCCAAAACACUUUCAUCCAUUUUCACUGGGUUUGCCGGAGCCAACCUGCUGGGCAAAGGCGGGGUACGCCCUGAACAGGUCCUAAGGGUUGGGGUUAGUCAGCUGCAGGGCCACGCACACGCCCAGGCACACCUUGGGGCGAUUUAGAAACAGCAGUUAACCGAUGAAGCAGGUUUUUGGACAAAGACAGAGGAAAUCCAUACUUGUACAAAGAAAACAUGCAAACUCUACACAUAAAAGUCAUAGUUAGGAUUUGAGAAAGGGAAGAGAGCCGAGAGUGCUCACCACUGAAUGCAAAACAUAUUAUAUAAACUGGGAAUUUUUUUAAAUGAAAUGUGUUAAACUUGUUAUAGAUAUUGAACCCCGGAGACAGACUCAGUCUAAAGACCAGUUAAAGCAUUCCUGUGCUAAUGGUAUAUAGUCGAAUGUACCCACAUGGGGGUUGACCCUUGUGUGGGCUUCGAGGCUGGUAGAGGGUUGUAGGGAGGGUGCAUGGAAUGUGCACGUGAUAGAAAAGUGUCUGCAGGAUGUCCACACAAAUGAAGCUCUGUCUAGUUUCCUCUUUUUUUUAACUUGUCCUGUCCAGCAGCUGAACAAACAGUUGAGCGCUGAAGGCUUCUUGUGUUGGACAUAUUUUACUUUUACAACUGGGGGUUAAUGUCAUCAUUCCUAACAGUCAAUGCGCGAGGAGCGCGAGGAGCACACGUUUAGGUGAACAGCUCUAACGGUCCACAAGGAUCUGGGGACUUAAAAACAAAAAAAA